This is a messenger RNA of Coniosporium apollinis CBS 100218, 1275 nucleotides long. Its product is annotated as chorismate synthase. Gene Ontology annotation, molecular function: chorismate synthase activity; FMN binding. Gene Ontology annotation, biological process: aromatic amino acid biosynthetic process; chorismate biosynthetic process. The record is from RefSeq and is a predicted model, not a curated record. Gene Ontology annotation, cellular component: cytosol. The coding region runs from base 1 to 1275 and encodes 424 amino acids. NCBI's taxonomy places the organism in Eukaryota, Fungi, Ascomycota, Dothideomycetes. The transcript is spliced from 3 exons.
AUGGGGUCUACUUUCGGCGAGUACUUCAAAGUCACCACCUAUGGCGAAUCUCACGGCCUCUCCGUCGGUGUCAUUGUCGACGGCUGCCCUCCCGGAAUGCAACUUACCGAAGCGCAUAUACAACCUCAAUUGACGCGGCGAAGACCAGGCCAGAGCGCUAUAACGACUCCCCGCGAUGAGAAAGACCGGGUGGAGAUACAAUCCGGUACGGAAAAUGGAAUCACGCUGGGAACACCGAUAGGACUGCGCAUCAUGAACGAGAACCAGAGACCGAAGGACUAUGGGAAUAGUACUAUGGAUAUGUACCCUAGACCGGGACACGCAGACCUGACAUACUUGCUUAAAUAUGGGGUAAAGGCUAGCUCGGGAGGCGGCAGGAGUAGUGCUAGGGAAACAAUAGGCCGUGUAGCAGCAGGCUGCAUAGCCGAGAAAUACCUUGAAGACGCCUUCGGCGUCGAAAUCGUAGCCUUCACCUCCUCCAUCGGCAACGAAUAUCUCUUCCCACCGACACCCACCUACCCCACCGCAUCCACAAACCCCGAAUUCCUCUCCCUAAUCGACACAAUAAGUCGAACAGACGUAGACAACCACCUCCCCGUCCGCUGUCCCGACGCCGAAGUCUCCAAACGCAUGGAAGCCCUCGUAGCCAAAUACCGCGACGCACAAGACAGCAUCGGCGGGACCGUAACCUGCGUGAUCCGGCACUGCCCCGUCGGACUCGGCGAGCCCUGCUUCGACAAGCUGGAGGCCUCGCUCGCGCACGCCAUGCUCAGCAUUCCCGCGACCAAGGCCUUCGAGAUAGGCUCCGGCUUCGGCGGAUGCCAGGUCCCCGGCUCGAUCCACAACGACGCCUUCAUCAAAGCGCCGCCGAUCCCACCUGGGCCAAACGGCGAGGCGAAAGCGAAAAACAAGCCAAGACUCACGACUAAGACGAACAACUCCGGCGGCAUCCAGGGCGGGAUAAGCAACGGCGCGCACAUCUACUUCACCGUCGGCUUCAAGUCGCCCUCAACAAUCGGCCAGCCGCAACAGACGGCGACGUACGGCGAGGAAGAUGGCGUGCUGGAGGCGAAGGGGCGGCAUGAUCCGUGCGUUGUGCCGCGCGCGAUUCCGAUUGUGGAGGCGAUGGCUGCGCUAGUGAUUCAGGAUGCGCUGCUUGCGCAGCUGGCGCGGCAGGCGGCGAGGGCGGCGUUGCCGCAGCUGAAGAUGACGUUGGCGCCUAGGGAGACGGAGUUGGGGAGGAACCCGGGGGAGGGAGAGGUGAAUGGGUCGUAA